AUGUCUGCCGUUACUCUGUUGACUAUGUCUUCGAACCACAUGCCCCAGAAGCACUUCGUGAAGCUCUCACGGCGCUUGGGAAUGCACUCGGGGGCGAAAAGCUCUGAACGAGCAACCGAAGAUAUCGACUUUGUUGUUCUUCGGGGACAUACUCCUGCUAUGAGAAAGCUGCUGCGGGACUCCCCCGACUUCGAGGUUGAAACAAGGAUAUACCACACGUGGUAUAGGGCUGCCAAACCUGUGGAGAUCGAGAUCCUCGCGCCUCCUGCUUUGUGCCGGGAAACGUUUGAUGAAACGACCGAAGUGAUCACAGUUCGAAACGUGAAGGUUCUAAAGCCGGCACUGCUUCUGAAUGCAAAAUGCGGAUCUAUACUCAGUCGGGCUAGUGAAUCUAAGAAGAGGACUGAUGCUCAAUAUAUUUUGUUCCUUCUUUAUUACUGCGCUGAAAACCCCAAUCACCUCCCCAAAGCUUCUGAGGUUCCAAACGCGAGCAAAGCCUUCGUUGAAGCUUUUGUCCGAAAGUAG
Molecule: messenger RNA, 525 nt
Organism: Penicillium concentricum
Lineage: Eukaryota; Fungi; Ascomycota; Eurotiomycetes; Eurotiales; Aspergillaceae
Exons: 2
Coding region: 1-525 (174 amino acids)
Source: RefSeq, a predicted model, not a curated record